GAGCCUUGCAGCGCGGGUGCGGCUUCAUCCCCCCAUCGGCUGUCUCUCAUCGCUCCCAGCCAGAGCCCGAGCCCGAGUCGCCAGAGCCAGAGCCAGAGCCUGAUCACAUCCGGGCUGCUGGCCAUCAAGACACCUGCUUCCGGAUCAGACCUGCCGCCUCGCAGAGUAUGGACUAUGACGAUUUUCUUGGGAUCCUGCGCAAGAAGCAGGCCCAUGAUUUGAUGAACAAGCUCAAGACCUUCUUAGUGUCCACCCGAGCGCUUCUGAAGAGCCACCAGCCCGUCCAGGUGCACAAGCAGGCUAUAUCGACGUUCCUGGAGAACAUCAACCACGACUGUCUGGAGCACCCUCUCUUCGCUGAUCUGACAGCAGAGCAAAAAGAAGGUCUCGUGGAGGUUUGGGAAAAGCUGGUCAUGACCAAGCUCCACGAUGUCGUCUUCGAGCCCCACGGCUCGGAGGAAGCCAAGAUGAAUACCCAGUUGCAGACCAAGAUCUCCAGCUUUGCCUGGAUCCAGGAGCGGCACCUGGAUCUCGAUAUCCGGUUCAACAGCAGCCUCGAGGUUGCCCAGGGCGAGCUAUUGCGUAUCAGCGGCUUCAGGGCCCCAAGAGACAAGCUUGUUAUUUUACAGAACACAAUACAGCUCGUCGUAGAUCUGAUCAAGCGGUACUCUGGGAACGUCAGCGCAGACAAGCUUCUCCCGGUGUUGAUCCUCGUCGUUGUCCGGGCUAAUCCUCCGCAACUGAUUAGCCAUAUCAAAUACAUCAUGCGCUUCCGCAACCAUGCCGAGGUUGAGAAGGGAUCGGUUCAGUUUGUGCUGACCAAUAUGAUGGGUGCUGUGACAUUUAUCUACAACAUGAACAUCAAGAGUUUAACGCUCUCAGCGGACGAAAUGACACAAUUCGGACUCGAGAGCGCACCAGACACCCCUCGCCCGUCCAUGUCCUCAUCAAAAGGUGGCUCGUCCGUAAAGAUUACCCAGCUGGCGAGCGUGGUUUACAGCUCCACGUCUGGAUUCCUGACCGGGCUGUUCAAGGAAGUCCGGGAAAUUGGUGAAAGCGCCGUGGGAACAGUCGAUCAGCUUGUCGACAAUGUGCGUGGAAAAGCAAACGCCACAUCCAAUCGUAACUCUCAGACUCUGCAAACGACUUCAACCUCGUCGUCCAGCAGCAAUCUCAUCGACUUUGAUAGCCCAAAAGGUGACACCACUCCCAAUCCAUCCAGAGUGGCCGAAUCAGAAGCAGCCAUUUCGCCGCAACAGCUUGAGCUGGAUGAGGAAGAGUUCCAGCUGCAGCUGGCGCUUGCUUUGUCACUUUCCGAAGCGGAGCAUGCCGCAACCACCGUCCAGAGCCAGGACGACGGUUCGAUUCAAAACGAUCUCAAUGGCCUUCAGUUUGACUCUUGACGCCGUGGGCAGGUCGCAGAUCUCCAAGAGCACCCGAGUCGCCGGCACCCACAGGAAUGUGGCUGCCCUAGUCGCAGCUCCGCUUCGUCCGGGAGGGCUCGGGCUUUUGUCUUCAUUACUACAAAUAUAUUGGCAUUUGGCUGACCCA
Molecule: messenger RNA, 1551 nt
Organism: Polychytrium aggregatum
Lineage: Eukaryota; Fungi; Chytridiomycota; Chytridiomycetes; Polychytriales
Exons: 8
Coding region: 168-1403 (411 amino acids)
Biological process (GO): vesicle-mediated transport
Cellular component (GO): cytosol; endocytic vesicle
Molecular function (GO): guanyl-nucleotide exchange factor activity; small GTPase binding
Source: RefSeq, a predicted model, not a curated record